Scaptodrosophila lebanonensis is the source of this 589-nucleotide messenger RNA. Its product is annotated as C-type lectin 37Db-like. The record is from RefSeq and is a predicted model, not a curated record. Gene Ontology annotation, biological process: biological process involved in interspecies interaction between organisms. Gene Ontology annotation, cellular component: external side of plasma membrane. Gene Ontology annotation, molecular function: carbohydrate binding. The transcript is spliced from 3 exons. Bases 4 to 516 code for a protein of 170 amino acids. Lineage: Eukaryota; Metazoa; Arthropoda; Insecta; Diptera; Drosophilidae.
GCUAUGAAAGUUAUAUUUUUGGUCUUAUGCUGUUUACUUCUUAUUGAAGAACGUGCUGCCGAGUGUCCGGAGGGCUUUACUCUAAUCAAUUCGAAUUGUUAUUGGUUCCGAAAGGAUCCAGAGGAUAAGGCGAAUUGGUUUAAGGCCGACAUGUUGUGCAACAGACGGGGUGCACGUCUGCUUUCCUUCGACUCCUUGGAGGAAAUGAACACACUCAGUGAUUAUAUAAUAGCUGAGGGCUGUAACACAAAUUCAAUUGAAUGUACUUAUUGGGCAUCCGCCAACUGUUUAGCGCAACAAGACAAGUUCUUUUGGCAAAGUACUCACAAACGCGUUAAGAAGCAGUUUUUCAAUAAGGGCGAACCAAAUAAUUUAUCUGGCGAUGAGUAUUGUACAGAUUUCCGGCAUGACCAAGAAAGUAAAUAUGGCUUGGGCGAUGUUCCGUGCACCUGGAGAACACCAAAUUUUAUUUGUAAGGCCCCCUUAAAGUCGGCCGAGUGUGUUGGAAUGGUAUAGAUAGCUCAGCUCUUUAUACAUAUGAAUGAAAUGACCAAUAAAUUGUUAAUAUUAAAGAGCAAACAAACUUAAA